This is a messenger RNA of Lontra canadensis (Northern American river otter), 4973 nucleotides long. RefSeq names its product SH3 domain binding protein 4 (gene SH3BP4). Gene Ontology annotation, cellular component: cytoplasm. Gene Ontology annotation, molecular function: protein binding. NCBI's taxonomy places the organism in Eukaryota, Metazoa, Chordata, Mammalia, Carnivora, Mustelidae. The transcript is spliced from 6 exons. The record is from RefSeq and is a predicted model, not a curated record. The coding region runs from base 301 to 3189 and encodes 962 amino acids.
GAGAUUCCCGCGGAGCCGCGCGCGCCCCCGGCCGGGCUGAGCUCCCAGACAGUGAGGAGAGCCGCAGGAGCCGGCGGGGACGCAAUGCGAGCCAGCAUCUGCCUUCUGUGGACGGGAGGCCAGGUCCUGGGACUUGCACUCUGACGUCAGGAAGCAGGUGGCCUGUCGGAGGAAGAAGCUCAUUGCCAAGUUGACCCCAUCCCGCGGCAUGGUUGCCUGAGAAGAGCUUCGGCAGGCGCUGGGGGUACCUGGAGGAAGAGCAAUGAAACCUUAGCCGUCCACCCGGGAAGACAGUUCGAGAUGGCAGCUCAGCGGAUCCGAGCUGCCAACUCCAGCGGUCUCCCUCGGUGCAAGUCCGAGGGGACGCUGAUUGACCUGAGUGAAGGGUUUUCGGAAGCGAGCUUUAAUGAUGUCAGAGUGCCUUCUCCCAGUGCCUUGCUAGUAGACAAUCCCACACCUUUUGGAAACGCAAAGGAAGUCAUCGCAAUCAAGGACUACUGCCCCACCAACUUCACAACGCUGAAGUUCUCCAAAGGGGACCACCUUUACGUCCUGGACACGUCCGGCGGGGAAUGGUGGUAUGCUCACAACACCACGGAGAUGGGCUACAUCCCGUCCUCCUACGUGCAGCCCCUAAACUACCGGAACUCCACUCUGAGCGACAGCGGGGUGAUCGACAAUCUUCCAGACAGCCCAGAUGAGGUGGCCAAGGAGCUAGACCUGCUCGGGGGGUGGACGGAUGACAAGGGGUCCAGCAAAACCUAUAGUAAUAACCCUUUCUGGAACGGGGUCCAGACAAACCCGUUUCUGAACGGGAAUGUGCCAGCAACACCCAGUGUGGACGGACUGACCCCCAGAAGCACCGUGGAUCUGCUGCUUUUUGAUCCAGGAGCAUCCUCGUUCACGGAGUCCAGCUCCGCCACCACCAACAGCACCGGGAACAUCUUCGACGAGCUGCUGGCCGCGAACCGCGUCCAGGCAGAGGCGCCCGGCAAGCAGGACAACCCGUUCUUCAGGAGCAAGCGCUCCUACAGCCUCUCGGAGCUGUCAGUCCUGCAGGCCAAGUCGGAUGCCCCUGACUCAGCGGGGUUCUUCACGGGCCUGAAGUCCCCGGCCCCAGAGCAGUUCCAGAGCAGAGAGGACUUCCGAGCCGCCUGGCUGAGCCACCGGAAGCUGGCCCGCUCCUGCCACGAUCUGGACUUGCUGGGCCAGAGCCCCGGCUGGGGCCAGACCCAGGUGCUGGAGACGAGCAUCGCCUGCAAGCUGGACAGCUCCGGGGGCGCUGUGCAGCUGCCCGACACCAACAUCAGCAUCCACGUGCCCGAAGGCCACGUGGCCCCUGGCGAGACGCAGCAGAUCGCCAUGAAAGCGCUACUGGACCCCCCGCUGGAGCUCAACAGUGACCGGUGCAGCAGCGUCAGCCCGGUGCUGGAGGUGAAGCUGAGCACCCUGGAGGUGAGAACCCACAUCAUCCUGGAGAUGAAAGUGUCGGCCGAGGUGAAAAACGACAUUUUCAGCAAAAGCACGGUGGGACUCCAGUGCCUGCGGAGCGACUUGAAGGAAGGGCCCUAUGUCCCCAUCCCCCUCACCUACAGCUACGGGGACACGGUCCAGGUCCAGCUGGACAACCUGGAGCCCUGCAUGUACCUGGCCAUCGUGGCCCACGGCCCAAACAUUCUCUACCCUUCCACGGUGUGGGACUUCAUCAAUAAAAAGAUCACCGUGGGGCUCUAUGGCCCCAAACACAUUCACCCAUCCUUCAAGACCGUGGUGACCCUUUUUGGGCAUGACUGUGCCCCAAAGACGCUGAUGGUCAGUGAGGUCACCCGCCAGGCCCCCUGCCCUGCCCCCGUGGCCCUGCAGCUCUGGGGUAAACACCAGUUCGUCCUGUCCAGGCCCCAGGACCUUCACGUCUGCAUGUUUUCCAACAUGACCAAUUACGAGGUCAAGGGCAGUGAGCAGGCCAGAGUGGUCAGGGGAUUCCAGAUGAAGCUGGGCAAGGUGAGCCGCCUCAUCUUCCCCGUCACCUGCCAGAAUGCCGGCGAGCUGUCCGACUUCACCCUGCGGGUCCAGGUGAAAGGCGACCAGGAGGCCAUCCUGACCCAGUUUUGCGUCCAGACCCCCCAGCCACCCCCUAAAAGUGCCAUCAAGCCGUCCGGGCAGAGGCGGUUCCUCAAGAAGAACGAGGUCGGGAAAAUCAUCUUGUCCCCGUUUGCCGCCACCACCAAAUACCCAACGUUUCAGGACCGCCCGGUGUCCAGCCUCAAGUUCGGCAAACUGCUCAAGACCGUGGUGCGGCAGAGCAAGAACCACUACCUGCUGGAGUACAAGAAGGGUGACACCAUCGCCCUGCUCAGCGAGGAGAAGAUCCGGCUAAAGGGGCAGCUGUGGACCAAGGAGUGGUACAUCGGCUAUCACCAGGGCAAGGUUGGCCUGGUGCACGCCAAGAACGUGCUGGUGGUGGGCAGGGCCAGGCCGAGCCUCCUCUCGGGGCCCGAGCUGAGCACGUCGGUGCUGCUGGAGCAGAUCCUGCGGCCCUGUAAGUUCCUCACCUACAUCUACGCCUCCGUCAGGACCCUGCUUAUGGAGAACGUCAGCAGCUGGCGCUCCUUCGCCGACGCCCUGGGCUACGGGAACCUGCCGCUCACCUUCUUCUGCCGCGCGGAGCUGGACAGCGAGCCCGAGCGCGUGGCAUCGGUUCUGGAGAAGCUGAAGGAGGACUGUAACAACACGGAGAACAAAGACCGCAAAUCCUUCCAGAAGGAGCUCAUGAUGGCCUUACUGAAAAUGGACUGCCAGGGCCUGGUGGUCAGACUUAUCCAGGACUUCGUGCUCCUGACCACGGCGGUCGAGGUGGCGCAGCGCUGGAGGGAGCUGGCUGAGAAGCUCGCCAAGGUGUCCAAGCAGCAGAUGGACGCGUACGAGUCUCCGCACCGGGACAGGAACGGGGUCGUGGAUAGCGAGGCCAUGUGGAAACCCGCCUAUGACUUUUUAUUAACCUGGAGCCACCAGAUUGGGGACAGCUACCGGGAUGUCAUCCAGGAGCUCCACAUAGGUCUGGACAAGAUGAAAAACCCCAUCACGAAGCGCUGGAAACACCUCACCGGAACUCUGAUUCUGGUGAACUCCCUGGACAUUCUGAGAGCAGCUGCCUUCAGUCCCGUGGACCACGAUGACUUUGUGAUUUGAGUGGGUUCCCUCACACCCACCGCUGCUCUGGGCCCUGCACCGUCGGUCUGUCCGGGAUGCCCACGCCAUCACGUGGAGCUGGGGAGGGAGGAAGGGCCAGCGGCUCAGACGCAUCUGGGGUCCCUCUAAGGCUGGGCCCACACCCAAGGACCAAGCACACGGCAGUGCUCCACCGCCCUCCUCCAUCGCUGGUGGGGGCCGGGUGGGGGGGCCUGAAGGGAAUUUCUACUGCAGGUCAUUGCCAAUCACAUAGCUUUCUACUUGUUAGGUGUAAAUUUAAAUUGGAAACUCCUUUUUUUAAAGUUUCGGGGGAAGCAGUUGAGAAAGGUGGUAUCUCAUUUUUUUAAAGGACCAUAAAGGUUUUAAAAAAAAAAAGUACACCUUAAUAGGAGAGGAUGCUGUUGAGGUUUUUAUGUUCUCUAAAGACCUUUUUAAAUUAUGUCACAGAUGUAUAUAUGUAUUUAAAGGUCACUGGGGGCAUUUGUGAUUCCCAGCCACACUUUGCGUUUCAACAUUUAGCACGCGGAGAGACGCUUGUUCAAGUGUUGGACCCCUUUUGCUCUCUACCUAUAAAAAAGGGUAAAUCAAAUAGGAACGUGGUUUUCAGUUGAUGAGUCCGGCGCUUGCCCAUCCUUUCCAAGAGUGUCCUAGGUCCUGCUGUCCCCUCUCGACUUGAUUCUCUUCUGUCCCUUUGCCUCGUGUUAUAGUAAAUGAUCAGUAGACCUUCUUCGAGCUUUAGUGGGACCUGAGCCAGCAGGUGCCCAUGAGAUGAGAAGGCAGCUGGGAGCUGGUGUUCGUCCUGGCCCCCACCUGCGUGCAGUCAUUCAAGAGAAUGGUGCCAUUUGCCGUGCGGCGGUUCCCACAGCCGUUGGGCCCCGCAGCCAUCAGCCACCGCUGUCCUGUUUCUCCUUGGGGGCGGGGGAGGGGAGCCCUGCGCCAGUGUGUGCACAGAGGGGCCGGCUGCCACUAGCCAGCUCCACUUCAUUCAUUACAAAGUCAGCCCCUGUUCCUUCCUGGCACACCCCUGUGGCCUAGGAAAUAACAUAGGGGACACCGUCUUUUUUCUGUCCAAGAGAAAGAUUAAUAGGCUCUGAGCAGGAUGAACGUUUUCCGGAAAGGAAACUGUUUCCCACCGAAAGUCAGGGACUCAAGAGCGUUGCACUGAUGCCCUUUACCGUUGCCGAUCAGUGUGCUUGUGCGUGGGCACACGGUGCUGGGCUCCGUCAUCCUGCUGUGGUGGUGGCAGCUUGGGAGGGGGGCACGGGGCAGGACGGAGGAACUACCUGGCAGAUCGAGAGGGAAGAUUCCGGGUAUGUGCUAGGACACGCAGCCUGCUUGUGUGGCAUGAUGGUGGGCCACUUGGGAUUCCUGGACCUCAUUCCCUAAAUCUGCUGUCUUGAGAUGUGUUAUGCUAAUUACCUAGUGUAAUCAGUGGGUGAUCCCUAUUGGGCUGAAACAUUCUUACGUAUCUGCUGAUUCAGAUUCUGAAGAUCAGCUGGCUAGGAACACACAGAAAAACAAUAUGUUUUUUUAUGCUGCAAGAACCAGGACACGCGAUUCCCCAGUCAUCCCACGAAGUCACCGUAAACUCCGCUUCUCUCUUCCACCAUCAUUCUUUGAGAGGUAUCUCUCGCCUUCUCCCCAAAGAAGAAGCAAAACCAGUCGCACCUUAAACCGUGGAUAUUUUUCCUCAGGGGCUUUAAAUAGUUUCCUAUGCAACAUGUCUUGUAGCACAAAAAUUAAAUUCUACAAAAGUUGCAGUAAAUUUUAUUUGGAUAUUUUAA